AUGCAGCCGGUGCGAUAUUGCCGCAAAGUUUCUGUCACUGGCGAGGGAGAGAUCAAGGACCUCGAGGCUGCAUCCGUCGAUGAACAUAAACCAAGCGCCAGCGGUAGCGCCCGAGGUCUAGAUGUAUAUGCUCCACUCAACUCUAUUCUUAGGGAAGAGACAAGCGAUUGUUGGCCUGCCGCGACUGAGCUUGAUCUUUCAGUGCGGCUCGACUCACACCUCAGUUUUUCGCCCAUAGCUGACACUUUCCGGUCUGCCUAUGAGUGUCCUCGUGCACCCUCUAUCGCCGGCUCGUGUCUUGUCUGCACGCUCUUCGACGCUCUCAAUUCUGGCGACAACGAAGCGCGUAUCGCUACUGCUAAGGCGAUGCUGACGGGCGACGUCUGGGACGAUCUGGAGGCUGACAUCUGCGCGGACACAGAGUCUGUAUUCUCGAUGGACUCUCCGUCGGUAUGGCUGUCCAAUGCUCCCUCGGUGUACUCCACGGGGAGCACGAAGACGGGAGUGCCGUACCACGGUCUCCUGCUCUCGUUGCCUCCGCCAUCUCACCUGCGUGUUCCGCAUGUCGUGGUCAAGGCUGUGGAGCCCGAGCCUGUGUUCAGCUCAGGCGUUUCGGCCUCGUACUAUGGGUCUGUCAACGACUUUGGUGCUGUUGGACUGACAUUCUAG
Messenger RNA from Postia placenta MAD-698-R-SB12, 669 nucleotides. RefSeq lists its product as hypothetical. The coding region runs from base 1 to 669 and encodes 222 amino acids. The record is from RefSeq and is a predicted model, not a curated record. NCBI's taxonomy places the organism in Eukaryota, Fungi, Basidiomycota, Agaricomycetes, Polyporales, Adustoporiaceae. The transcript is spliced from 4 exons.